AUGAGUUUUACCGGUGGAAGAGAUCAUCAAUUCAACAGAAACAACAUGGGCAACAGCCACGGUGAUUACCGUGGCCAAAGAGGCUCCGACAGAAACGGCUACAACAGAGGCGGUGACUUCCGUGGUGGUCGUGGUGGUUUUGGCCGUGGUGGUUCCCGUGAUAGCAGAAUCGAAUUGGUUGCUCCAAACUGGGAUGAAGAAUUACCAAACUUGCCAGUUUUCGAAAAGAACUUUUACCAAGAACAUCCAGACGUUACUAAGAUGAGUGAUGCCGAAGUAGCUCAGUUCAGAAAGGAAAACGAGAUGACCAUCACUGGUCACGACGUUCCAAAGCCAAUCAGAACUUUUGACGAGGCUGGUUUCCCAUCUUAUGUUUUGGAUGAAGUUAAGCAAGAAGGUUUCGACAAGCCAACCGGUAUUCAAUGUCAAGGUUGGCCUAUGGCUUUGUCUGGUAGAGAUAUGGUUGGUGUUGCUGCUACCGGUUCUGGUAAGACUCUUUCUUACUGUUUGCCAGGUAUCGUUCACAUCAACGCACAACCACUAUUGUCUCCAGGCGAUGGUCCAAUUGUGUUGGUGUUGGCUCCAACCAGAGAGUUGGCUGUUCAAAUUCAAAAGGAAUGUUCCAAGUUUGGUGCUUCUUCAAGAAUCAGAAACACUUGUGUUUACGGUGGUGUUCCAAAGUCCCAACAAAUCAGAGAUUUGCAAAGAGGUGUGGAAAUUUUGAUUGCCACCCCAGGUAGAUUGAUUGAUAUGUUGGAAAUUGGUAAGACCAACUUGAAGAGAGUUACUUACUUGGUUUUGGACGAAGCUGACAGAAUGUUGGAUAUGGGUUUCGAACCUCAAAUCAGAAAGAUUGUCGACCAGAUUAGACCUGACAGACAAACUUUGAUGUGGUCCGCUACCUGGCCAAAGGAAGUCAAGCAAUUGGCUGCCGACUACUUGAACGACCCAAUCCAAGUCCAAAUCGGUUCCUUGGAAUUGGCCGCUUCUCACACCAUUACACAAAUCGUCGAAGUCGUUACUGAUUUCGAAAAGCGUGACAGAUUGGCUAAGCAUUUGGAAACCGCUUCUCAAGACCAAGAAUCUAAGAUUAUCAUUUUCGCUUCAACAAAGAGAACUUGUGAUGAAAUUACUUCUUACUUGAGAGCUGAGGGCUGGCCAGCUUUGGCUAUUCACGGUGACAAGGCCCAGAACGAACGUGACUGGGUCUUGGCCGAAUUCAGAUCUGGAAGAUCUCCUAUCAUGGUUGCAACUGAUGUUGCUGCCAGAGGUAUUGACGUUAAGGGUAUCAACUACGUCAUCAACUAUGACAUGCCAGGUAACAUUGAAGAUUAUGUUCACAGAAUUGGUAGAACUGGUAGAGCUGGUUCUACCGGUACUGCUAUUUCCUUCUUCACUGAAGGUAACAAAUCACUAGGUACUGCUUUGAUCAAGAUCAUGAGAGAAGCCAAGCAAAACAUUCCAGAAGAACUAAGAAGAUUCGACAGAGGUUCUUACGGUGCUCAUCCAAGAUACGGUGGUGGCCGUGGUGGUCGUGGCUUCGGUGGUGGUCGUGGCCGUGGUGGUUACGGCGGUGGUCGUGGUUACGGUGGUGGUCGUGGCCGUGGUGGUUACGGUGGUAACAGAUCGUGGUAA
Kluyveromyces marxianus DMKU3-1042 is the source of this 1635-nucleotide messenger RNA. RefSeq names its product DEAD-box ATP-dependent RNA helicase DBP2 (gene DBP2). Lineage: Eukaryota; Fungi; Ascomycota; Saccharomycetes; Saccharomycetales; Saccharomycetaceae. Gene Ontology annotation, cellular component: ribonucleoprotein complex; cytoplasm; nucleus. Bases 1 to 1635 code for a protein of 544 amino acids. Gene Ontology annotation, biological process: rRNA processing. Gene Ontology annotation, molecular function: RNA binding; RNA helicase activity; ATP binding. The record is from RefSeq and is a predicted model, not a curated record. The transcript has 2 exons.